GAAGACAUGUUGCACAGCCUCGACCAUACGAUUUCCUAACGAUACAUAAUAUCAACAACCAACUACACAAGGGAUCGUUGUGGUAAAUACGCACCACUACUAACGUUUAAAACCGACAAAAGUUUUAUUUCCGUAAACGUAACGUUUAUUUUGUCGCUUAAGUUACGUUGUUCAGAGACAGCAGCAUCACUGUUAACUGUCGGUCGUAACUUAACGUUAACAGUUUAGACGAAAGCUUACUGAAUGUUUUGAACAUGGAAAAACUCUUACGUAACAGAUAAAAGCUGGGUUUAGUUCUCGUGUUGCCUGGUUUGUUAGAGUCAGUAAGUUUGAAUCAAAUAGCCCUUGACAGAGCAGACAUGGCCGACAGCAGCAGUGUAGACAUGGAUCCAGAUGUUGCUCGGAGGUUGUUUGAGGAGGGAGCUACCCUGGUGCUCCUGGGUGUUCCUCAGGGCACGGAGCUGGGGAUUGACUGCAAGAGCUGGCAGGUUGGUCCCCGCUUCAAGGGUGUGAAGAUGAUCCCCCCAGGACUGCACUUCCUCUCUUACUGCUCUGUUAACCCGCCAAGCUGUGGAGGAGAAACUGGCCCAAAGAUGGGCCUCUUCCUCACUCUCAAACCCAGAGAGAUCCUGUUGGCCAACUGGGACCCAAAAAUAGAAGAUCUGGACUUCUCAGCCUCCCGGAAUGAAGAGGAGGUGAGCCGGAUCAGGGCGACCUUGCGAGACCUGGAUCCUUACCUGGGGCCCUAUCCGUAUGAGGUCAUGAGGAAAUGGGUUUCCCUCACUGACCGCCUGAGCGAGGAGGUGGUCAGUAACUUGCAGCCUCUCUCAGGUCGAAUAUGUGCCUUCAGUGACGUCAUCCCCGAGGUUCAGUUCAGACACACAAAAGACAGGGCAGAGCAGCCGAGGAACGACACCGCCUGCCAGACCAUGAAAGAGGGACUCGACAGGCUCCCCAGGAUGAAGCAGAGGGAGGGGACGGAGUUGCGCUUCUCGAUUAUCCCUGAGAAGACCUACCCUCCUGGGGCUACACCGGCCGAGAUCACACAGUGUAGCCUGGACCUGAGCUACGCACUGGAGACUGUGCUGGAGAAGAACUAUGAGCUGCAGCCUCUCAACCUGCUAGGUGAGCUGCAGUUUGCCUUUGUGUGUUUCCUGAUUGGAAAUGUAUAUGAGGGCUUUGAGCACUGGAAGUGUCUCCUCGCUUUGCUGUGUCGAUCAGAGGAGGCCAUGCGGAAACGUAAGGAGCUCUACCAGGGGCUCAUCGCUGUGCUCUACCACCAGCUCGGAGAAAUCCCACCUGACUUCUUUGUCGACAUCGUGUCUCAGAACAACUUCCUUACCUCCACACUGCAGGACUUUUUCCAGUUUGCCAGCGGACCCGGUGUGGACGGCACACUGCGCAAGAGAGCGGAGAAGUUCAAAGCUCACCUGACGAAGAAGUUUCGCUGGGACUUCGAUGCAGACCUGGACGACUGUGCCCCUGUGGUGGUGGAGCUGCCAGAAGGGGUCAUAGUGGACUGAGACUCUAAAAUGGACGUGCUGGAACCACAGGCAAGGAACAGGACUGAAAUAAUCUGACACUGAGGGAAAGCAGUGUAGCCUGGAAUUUUAUACUAGAUCCAAAGGUUCUCAGAAGCCUUGAGGAAAUUCGCUGCAAUGCCACAGUCCUCCAGAUGACCACACACUCUUACUUUCAGUAACACAGGUAGUUCUCUAACAGUGUUGAUGGUUGUUACAUGUCCGCUGUAUAUCAUCUUGUAUACAUGCACCAUUUAUACCCUGUUUUGAAGAAAUCACACUUUAUUAAGUCAUCCUAAGUGUUAAGUAAUGGCAAAGCCGCAUUAUUCUAAAUGUCAGUGGUGCCCUCUGGUGGUGGUUUUCUCUAAGCUCCGCAAACAAGUUUUCUUCUAUUGCCUGACAGUUUUUAGAACCCCAACUUGCAAUACAUUUAUUGCCAAAAUUAACCGCCUACUAUUUCUAACCUCACUACUGUAGUUGGUAUAAACAAAGUCAUAUGCAGAACAGAGUUAACUUCAUCAAUGAUGCAGCGCUUAAAUGUUCAGUUCACCACAUAACUGCAUGGAUGAAGACGUUCUAAGUGUUAACCUAAAUGUCUUAACUGUAUAAGAAUUCUCGAUAUACAGGAUAUUGCUGGAAGAAGAAAAGUAUAGUAUAUAUAUGUGUGACUGUUGUGAUUCUAUACCUCAUUUAUUAAAAAUAAAUAAUUUGUUAAAUAUAAAUGCUUUUUGUUGCCACACUGUUUAGAAAGUGUUGUGCUUUGUAAUGGUAAAUUGGUCCAAUAUAAAGAGCUAUUUUCUUCAAAA
Micropterus salmoides (largemouth bass) is the source of this 2326-nucleotide messenger RNA. It is a transcript of the gene aar2, whose product is annotated as AAR2 splicing factor. The record is from RefSeq and is a predicted model, not a curated record. Gene Ontology annotation, biological process: spliceosomal tri-snRNP complex assembly. The coding region runs from base 360 to 1523 and encodes 387 amino acids. NCBI's taxonomy places the organism in Eukaryota, Metazoa, Chordata, Actinopteri, Centrarchiformes, Centrarchidae. The transcript has 3 exons.